UGGCAUGUAGGGUCUCUGAAGGUGUAGUUCAUGGUUUAGUUUGACUGCAGUUUCUUGUCACGCGUGUAGGAGUCGGAUAAGCAAAGCCCUGAAUGAGAAAGAGAAAAGGAGAAGCUGCUCAUUCCAGUAAUGAAUCUUAAUCUAUAGCAUGGAGGAAGGCAGUGUGGACAUUAAGGAAGAGGACUGCAGGUGGGAAUCUGUGUUCCAUCAGCAGGAAAGUCCUGCUGUUAUGGAGGAGGAUUGUGAGUUCGUAGUAAAAGACAUUAAAGAAGAACCUUCACCAGUAUUUCAUAGAAAUUUUAUGCAAAAAGAUGAAACAGUAGACAAUAUCAAAGAAGAACAGGUUAAAUCAGUGGCUGGUGUACGUCAGUCAGACAUUGCACCACAUCAUUCUGUAUAUGUGAAGUCUGAAUCUUUGGAAUUUGACAUGAAGAGAUCAGAACAAUCCUCAGGGUCAAGUCUCACUGGUGGAGAUUUACAAGACAUUGGCACCAUCUCCUCAUCUUCAUUUCCUCAGACAUCUAAGCAGUGCAGACCAGAACAAACACAGCAACAUGAAAAUGCAAAGAUAUUAAAAUCGGGACUUGAGCUUUUGACGCUGGCCACUUUGCAGCGGAGUUCCUUGUCUGUUGUGAGACUAACAAGGGCUGAUGAAAGGAACACCAAGGAACAGAGGUGCAGUACAAAUUCAUCUGCUUUGUCUGUUUUACAAGAGCAGAAGAAAAGGUUUAAUCCAAAAAGUAAACUCAGGGAUAAGCAUGAUAGUCCUUCAAGAAAGAAGCCACAUUGCUGUUCUGAAUGUGGCAAGCGGUUCUCUUCCCAUAGUUGUCUUCGCAUUCACACAAGAAUUCACACUGGAGAGAAGCCAUACUGCUGUCCUAAAUGUGGAAAGAAAUUUUCACAGUUUUUUGGUCUUCAAUCACACACAAGAAUUCACACUGGACAAAAGCCAUACAGCUGUCCUGAAUGUGGCAGGCGGUUCUUGCAAACAAGCACUCUUAACACCCACAUGAGAAUUCAUAAUGGGCAGAAACCAUACUGUUGUUGUGAAUGUGGUAAAGGAUUCACUACUAGUGGCAGUCUUCAUGUUCACAGAAGGAUUCACACUGGGCAGAAGCCAUAUCGCUGUCCUGAAUGUGGAAAAGAAUUCACCUCCAGUGGUGGUCUUCAGAAACACAGAGCAAUCCAUACAGGAGAGAAGCCAUAUGGGUGCUCCGAAUGUGGAAGACAAUUUCUCCGCCGUAGCAAUUUGAAGACACACACAAGAAUUCAUAGUGGAGAAAGGCCAUAUUGCUGUGCUGAAUGUGGCAAACGAUUCACCACCAAUGGCAGUCUUAACGUUCACAAAAGAAUUCACACUGGAGAGAAGCCAUAUCGCUGUUCUGAAUGUGGAAAGGAAUUUACCUCCAGUGGUGGUCUUCAAAAGCACACAGGAAUUCAUUCGGAUGAGAAGCCAUAUUGCUGUUCAGAAUGUGGAAAAAAAUUCACCUUUCGUGCCAGUCGUCAGAGACAUAUGAAAAUUCAUGCACACAGAGACACCACCAACUUUCAGGAUCACUUUACUUGAAAGUAGGCAAGAAAUAGAACUUGCCAGUCUCAGAGAUGCAUUGAGACCACACUCAAGACUAAAAAACAGAAAAUGAGAAAGCGUUAGUCACUUGGCACGUAACAAUACCAACUGACAGGAAAAUACAUGUCAGAAAUAGUCAAAAAGUUAAAGAAUCUGAUAACGUGGGGGAUCAUUGAAGUUUCAGUUUUAAAUGAUUACUCCAUACUCAAAGUGGAAAGUCAAAAAAUAAAACUAAGAAAUGCAUUCUGAGAUUAGUGAGAUGUGGAAUAAAACAAUUGAGAUUGUGCUAGUGGUGCUGAGAUCAACAGACUUUACCAAUAAAUAACUCACAUGCCCAUCUGACAUCCUACCAAUUACCAUCGAUAUAUUCAAACCACAGAAGGAAGCACUUUUAGGGACAACGUAUGACUUAGGCUGAGUUCUGGCAGCAAAUUUAAAAGAAUAACAACAGCAGCAGUG
Erpetoichthys calabaricus (reedfish) is the source of this 2029-nucleotide messenger RNA. RefSeq names its product zinc finger protein 501-like. The record is from RefSeq and is a predicted model, not a curated record. The coding region runs from base 149 to 1567 and encodes 472 amino acids. The transcript has 3 exons. NCBI's taxonomy places the organism in Eukaryota, Metazoa, Chordata, Cladistia, Polypteriformes, Polypteridae.